Molecule: messenger RNA, 3009 nt
Organism: Pseudoliparis swirei
Lineage: Eukaryota; Metazoa; Chordata; Actinopteri; Perciformes; Liparidae
Gene: slc6a17
Product: solute carrier family 6 member 17
Exons: 11
Coding region: 1-2196 (731 amino acids)
Biological process (GO): proline transport; L-leucine transport; sodium ion transmembrane transport
Cellular component (GO): synaptic vesicle; plasma membrane
Source: RefSeq, a predicted model, not a curated record
AUGCCAAAGAACACCAAGGUGACCCAGCGGGAGCACAGCAAUGAGCCGGUCACUGAGUCGGUGGCUGACCUGCUGUCCCUGGAGCACCCCAUGGACUAUAAGAGCAGUCAGAUGAGUAUGGGUCUGAGUCCCGGCUCUACUGCUCCAGUGAAGGCCCUGAUACCGUCCCCUGACCCAGACGCAGAGGACGGCCGACCGGCCUGGAACAACAAGCUGGAGUACAUCCUGGCCCAGGUGGGCUUUUCAGUGGGCCUGGGUAAUGUCUGGAGGUUUCCCUACCUGUGCCAGAAGAACGGAGGAGGUGCAUACUUGGUGCCCUACUUUAUUCUCCUCCUCCUCAUCGGCAUCCCCCUGUUCUUCCUGGAGCUGGCAGUGGGUCAGAGGAUCAGGCGUGGCAGCAUCGGGGUGUGGAACUACGUCAACCCAAAGCUGGGAGGCAUCGGGGUUUCCAGUCUGAUCGUUUGCAGUUUUGUGGGUCUCUACUAUAACGUGAUUAUCGGCUGGAGCAUCUUCUAUUUCUUCCAGUCCUUCCAGUUUCCACUGCCUUGGGCUGAAUGCCCCAUGCAAAUAAAUGGAACCCAAGCCAUCGUGGUGCCGGAGUGUGAGAAGAGCUCGGCCACCACUUACUUCUGGUACCGCCAGACUCUCAACAUCACCAGCAGCAUCGACGACACGGGUGGCCUGAACUGGAAGAUGGUCCUCUCCCUGCUGGUGGCUUGGAUCUUGGUCUGCCUGGCUGUCAUCAAGGGCAUCCAGUCCUCUGGGAAGGUGAUGUACUUCAGCUCUCUCUUCCCGUAUGUGGUGCUUUUCUGUUUCCUGGUGCGAGGUUUGAUGCUGAAGGGAGCGGUGGACGGCAUCGCUCACAUGUUCACCCCUAAGCUGGAGAAGAUGUUGGAGCCGCAGGUGUGGAGAGAAGCAGCCACGCAGGUCUUCUUUGCUCUCGGUCUGGGCUUCGGAGGUGUCAUUGCUUUCUCCAGCUACAACAAACGAGACAAUAACUGCCACUUUGACGCAUUACUGGUCUCCACGAUCAACUUUGUUACCUCCAUCUUGGCCACUUUGGUCGUGUUUGCUGUCCUGGGGUUCAAGGCGAAUGUCAUGAACGAGAAGUGUGUCGUCGAUAAUGCAGAGACAAUUCUGGGCUUCCUAAACACAGGUGUGCUGAGCAAAGAGCUCAUCCCUCCUCACAUCAACUUCUCCCAGCUGUCCGCCCAGGACUACAGCGAGAUGUACGGCGUCAUUAAGGCGGUGAAGGAGGACAGUUUCGGAGAGCUGGGGCUGGAUGCCUGUUUACUGGAGGACGAACUUAACAAGUCGGUUCAGGGCACUGGUCUGGCGUUCAUCGCCUUCACAGAGGCCAUGACGCAUUUCCCUGCCAGUCCCUUCUGGUCUGUCAUGUUCUUCUUCAUGCUGAUCAACCUGGGUCUGGGAAGCAUGAUCGGCACAAUGACCGGCAUCACCACACCCAUUCUGGAUGCUUUCAAGAUCCGCAAAGAGAUCCUGUGUGUGGGUUGCUGCAUCGUAGCCUUCCUGCUCGGCCUGCUGUUUGUGCAGCGUUCAGGGAACUACUUUGUCACCAUGUUUGACGACUACUCAGCUGGGUUGCCUCUCACUGUGGUGGUGAUCCUGGAGAACAUCUCUGUGGCCUGGAUCUACGGCACUAAGAGGUUCAUGCAGGACCUGGAGGACAUGCUUGGUUUCAAGCCGUACGCCUUCUAUUACUACAUGUGGAGGUACGUGUCGCCAGCUAUCCUGGUGGUUCUCAUUAUCGCCACCGUCAUCGAGAUGGUCGUCUCUCCUGCAGGAUACAACGCCUGGGUUGAGGCCGAGGUCAGUGCUGUUCGUUUCCACAGCUACCCUCCCUGGGCUUCAGCCAUGGCCUACUCCCUCAUUGUGCUGGCUAUGCUGCCUUUACCCAUUGUCUUCAUCGUCCGCCACUUCAACCUCAUCUCCGAUGGCUCCAACAAGCUGUCCGUCUCCUACCGCAAAGGCAUGAUGAAGGACAUCUCCAACCUGGAAGAGCAGGACGAGCAGCGCUUCAUCCUCAACAAGAACCCCAGCGAGACUCCUUCCCCGAUGCCCGCCCACCGCGCCUACCUGGGCCCGGGCGGCACCCAGGAGAUGACCAACACCAACUACGGCACCAGCACCAAGACGGGCUACCAGAACAUCGGCUCGCCCGAGUCUGGGCUAUGAUCCACUGAGCUCAUAGAUCCUCCCGUCUGUUAAACCCCAACCCUGCUUGGAGAGAGGGAGACAGAGGAUGUAAGGGAGGAACAGAGGAAGUCAAUAGGGAGAGAAAAUACACUGCCGGUUGUUGCAGCGCUCUUCACACCUUAACCCCCAGAACUGAGUCCCUCUAUCCCCCCUUGUUCUGCCCCUAUGCUCCUCGUCUUACCUUCUUACCCGCCAUAGGAUCAGUGCUGCCAAAUCUGUGCUGCCAAAUCCCGGUUGAAAUGAAGGGAUCGUGGGAAUGUGAGUACCACCAGAUGUGACAACCUUUUCCAUCUGUCAAUGUAUUAAAGGGGCAGAGAGAGAGGGGCAGAACAAGACCAGAGGGAGCAAGGAAAGGUCCACUGAGGGCUUCAAUAGAGGCUGUUCUUGUAAUAAGCUACGACCGAGGUUAAGGUGUGUGCAGCGCUAAAUGCUUUACAUUGUACUGAACCGUGCGUUCAUUGUGGGGAAGGUUAUUUUUGAGACGGUUGGAUGUUCCUAGAGAGAGGAGAGCUUCAUUUAUUUCUGGUUCAGUUGUCGAAGAUUGUUCCUUGUGAGUUUAGGAUGGAAGGAGACUCAGACAAGAAAAAUAUGUUCAUGAUCUGUAUCACUGUGUGAGAAAAUUUCCCAUUUAGAAAACAAAAUUCUUACAAAUGCAUCCAUAACAGUAUGUAACUAGAAUGGGCACUCGGUAGAGCGCAUACCUUCGCAUAUCACAAGAUUGGGCAUUGAAUUAUGAACAUUUUGGCAUUAGUUGCAUGCCAAUUGGAUAGAAAUUGACCGUGCUAUGGUAAA